This is a messenger RNA of Bolinopsis microptera, 2455 nucleotides long. RefSeq names its product heparan-alpha-glucosaminide N-acetyltransferase-like. The transcript is spliced from 17 exons. The record is from RefSeq and is a predicted model, not a curated record. Bases 14 to 2287 code for a protein of 757 amino acids. Lineage: Eukaryota; Metazoa; Ctenophora; Tentaculata; Lobata; Bolinopsidae.
UAUAGAUGAUGUAAUGAAAAUGUUACUUCUUUUCGGGGUUAUCACUGUCUGCUGGGUGGCCUCAAGAGCAGAGGAUGUUGCUUAUAUUCAGAUAUUUGACUUUAUAGAACAGAACAAGACUGGACCAAAUGAUCCUGCUAUUGUCCUGACAGAAGUUGUUCCAGAUCUCUUCACAACGCCAGAAAAGUAUACUUACGAUUUGUAUCCCUUGGACUACAUGGGAAAUUUAAAGACGCCUGUCAAUGCAUCAGCGUAUGAAUUGUCAUUCCAAAGGCUGAAAGAAGGAAGUGUGACUUAUCAGCACCCUUUAGAAGAACCCCUUGUCUUAAAACCAAACGAAAAUGCAGCCAUAUUUGUGGAUGAAGUGGGGGCAGACAAUUUAUUAAAGGGUUCAGUGUGUCAUACAGGGCCUACACCAGUACCAGGGCUGGACAAAGCUAUUGCAAUGAUAUGUCCUACAGCAGCUGGGGGGAAGGAGUUUAACUUGAGCCUCUUUGAGGUGGUGGGUUCAAACAGAGGUUGUCUCGGGUGUAAAACUGGUAUUGACUUGGGAGCAACAGUUGUGCAGGACUCAGUUCACUUCCUGAUAGACGACACUAAUUACUACUGGAACAUUUCCAUCUUCUACAAUAAACGAGAGAUGUGUAACGGUACAGACUGGAGAUUUGGGGACAGUGGUAUUUACACUAUCGUUCUAAAAGAAACGGAGGCUGCAGCUAAAGAGGGGGAAACAGAGAUAGACUAUUCUUGUUACAUGUUCACAACCACUAAACCGAGCAACUACUGGAUGCCAAUAUGGCUGACACUGGUGGUGUUAGUGGUGAUCAUCCUCUUUAUAGUGAUCCUGGUUAUUAUAGACAGGAGAUAUCCCAGACUGAAGGAGGAGACUAUGAAGAGGCUGGGAUACUGGAACCCGGAGGAUGAGAUACCACUACAAAAGACCGAACCAGACGAGAAGGAGAAAGAGAGAAAAGCAGCCAGAUUACAGUCUCUAGACACGUUUAGAGGUCUCGCUGUCACCAUCAUGAUCUUCGUCAACUUCGGGGGAGGUAACUACUUCUUCUUGGAUCACGCCGCGUGGAAUGGGUUGAGUUUAGCUGACUUUGUCUUCCCCUGGUUCAUGUUCAUGGUGGGGUGCAGCAUCGUGCUCUCUGUGCAGUCACAGUUGAAGAAGAACGUAGCGAAGACGAAGAUUCUGAAGAAAGUAGGAGUGAGGUUCCUGAAACUGUUCCUGAUAGGGGUGUUCCUGAACACAGGAGUACCAGGAGGAGUUGACCUGACCCAGCUAAGGAUACCCGGAGUUUUACAACGUAUUGGUUUCACUUACUUAGUCUGCUCCGUACUGGAGAUACUCUUUAUUCCUAGACUCACUGCUGCAGAGAACUUCGGUGGAGAGAGAAUGAAGGUUGAAGAUAACGAGUAUAACGAGUGUGGCAAAUUCCUCAACGAGGAGCCGGACAUUCCUGACAAGAAGAACAGUUGGAAGUACGCACAGAACUCUGAAGGGGAGACUGUUAUUCGCGGGGGCUGGCUGAGCAACCUGCUGAUCCACACGUGGCCCCAGUAUAUUGUUAUCUCUCUCUUCACAGCCCUCUGGUGUGUUAUCACCUUCAUUCUACCCAUACCAGGCUGUCCCACAGGAUAUGUAGGACCAGGAGGGAUUGCUGACGGAGGGUUACUAGAGAACUGUACCGGGGGAGCUGCUGGUUACAUUGACAGACUGGUUUGGGGGAGUCACAUGUACCAGCAUCCUACCUGCAAGCCGAUGUACCACACGACACUAGCCCACGACCCAGAAGGUAUCCUGGGCUCUCUGACAGCUGUUCUCACGGUCUAUAGUGGUGUUGUAGCGGGACACAUUGUUGUUAUGCUCAAAUCAUCACGUGGUUCCACAGUCGGGGCUCUCUCUGUGCUGAGUGUUGUAUCGCUGGCUAUCGGACUGAUCCUGAGUAAGGGAACUCUAACCGGAGGAUGGGUCCCAAUCAACAAGAACUUGUGGAGCGUGUCGUUUGUAGCGAUUACCUCAGCCUCAGCCUACUUCGUGCUGGCUAUCAUGUAUCUCAUGAUAGACUUCUUCCACAUUUGGUGCGGGGCUCCUUUCAACUCAGCCGGAAAGAACCCGCUGUUCCUGUACGUUGGUUCCUACAUAGUGUACUCCUACUUCCCCUUCAACUGGGCCACAUCCCAAUCACACGGGGCCCUCAUGUUGCAGUCUGUGGUCGGGACUGCCUGCUGGCUCUUAGUCGGCUUCUACCUCGACUGCAAGAAGAAGUACUACAAAAUAUGAAACGUUCUGUUGAGACAUGUGAUUAAAGUGUGGUGAAGGAGCGGGGGAGGUUUUGCCGGGCAUAUUGUUGGGCAUUUUAUCCUGCCUCGUUAUUCCUAUAGAGGAGACGCUAAUUUCAGAUAAAUUCCACAUUUGACGUUGGUUUAAUUGGUUCAGACUUCAAAAUUU